AUGACUCUAAGAGAUGAUGCGAAGGACAAAGGAACUGAAAGCACUACUGAGGAGAACUCUACCUGGGUACGAGGUGAGAGGAGACAAAGUGAGGCUGAAGUCGAUGACUGGAGACUCGGUGGCGCUGGCGUUGCUGAGCCUGAGUCUGGUGAGACCAACAGAGGCACAAACUCUCAGCCGCCCAGGGAGUGUGACAGCCCUCUGUUCAGUAUGAAAAUGUACCUCAGGAGGCCCUCCUGUUCUUCCUCGUCCACCACAGACUCCUCUUCUCAGCAGAGCGACAUGGGAGUCGACUGUGCAGGGAUCGUCCUGAACUGCCUCUUCUGCCGCUUCUAUGAUAUGAUCCUCAUGCUGCCCAGCUCGUGUGGGAAAGUUGCCAAUCACUGCUGCCCCAACUACAAACAGGUCAACGCCACAGUGGAGUCUACAGCGAGCAGCGAUGAUGACUCUUUCAUGGACUGUGACUGUGGUUAUAGCAAGUAA
Molecule: messenger RNA, 483 nt
Organism: Myripristis murdjan (pinecone soldierfish)
Lineage: Eukaryota; Metazoa; Chordata; Actinopteri; Holocentriformes; Holocentridae
Gene: mdfic2
Product: MyoD family inhibitor domain containing 2
Exons: 4
Coding region: 1-483 (160 amino acids)
Source: RefSeq, a predicted model, not a curated record